Thecamonas trahens ATCC 50062 is the source of this 1773-nucleotide messenger RNA. RefSeq lists its product as uncharacterized. Gene Ontology annotation, molecular function: MAP kinase tyrosine/serine/threonine phosphatase activity; protein tyrosine/threonine phosphatase activity. Gene Ontology annotation, cellular component: cytoplasm. The transcript has 3 exons. NCBI's taxonomy places the organism in Eukaryota, Apusomonadida, Apusomonadidae. The coding region runs from base 1 to 1773 and encodes 590 amino acids. The record is from RefSeq and is a predicted model, not a curated record. Gene Ontology annotation, biological process: protein dephosphorylation; negative regulation of MAPK cascade.
AUGACGCCGGGCUUCACGGCCGGCCACCGCAUCGAGCCCGAGCCCGACCCACACGUCGCGACAUUGGCCAUGUUCACCAUCCCCGGGCAGAUAGCAUUUGACCUGGUGGUGGUAGGCUCAGCCGAGGCGUGCGGCGGCGCGUCGGACGGUGACAAAGGGAGCGAGGGUGUCGCGGCGGGAUACGGGGUGGUGGACGAUUCGCGGCAUGGACAGGUGCAUCUUGGCGGGUUCCGGGCGGCAAGCGACGUGAUGGCACUGCGCAAGGCUGGUAUCACGCACGUUCUGUGCAUGGACAAGGACGUGUGCCACCCUGAUGAGGUGGAGAGUUAUCUGGUGGAGGCGGGCGGAGCGGACGCGUUGCGGGUCAUCGGGCUCACCCACGCAGCAGACGAGGACAUUACAGCAGUGCUUGAUGAUGCGCAUGGGUUCAUCGACGGCGCCCGGGCCAGCGGCGGCCGCGUCCUUGUCCACUGCCUCCGUGGCGUCAACCGAUCUGGAGCCAUCGUCGUCAGCUACGUAAUGCGCGCACUCGGGCUCGGCUACGACGAUGCGCUUGCCCGUGUCCGCGCUUGCCGUCCCUCUGUCCAGCCUGAUGAGACGGACAUGGCGGCCGACGAGGUGACAGCGGCGACCGAAGUGGUGCGGGUGGCGGCGGCAGAGCACCCACGCAACUUUACCCAUCGGUGCAGGGCGAUCGUGACGGCGCUCAAGGCCAGCCGUGGCGGGACAUGGCUGGCAACGGCAACGCGGCGGAAGAUGACCUCGCGGUUCCAGUACACCAAGGGCACCAUGCUGUUCUUCAACCUCGACGGCGUCAACUACCAGCUGUACCAGGCCCCACCCGUGACCAUGGAGCGCCCGGCGAGCCGGACGCCGCCGCGACUUCCGCUCGACCGCAUCGCCGGCGUGGCCGGCCUCGACAUCCGCAAGACGACGCUGCCGGAGACCGAGACCACCCACAUUGUGUCGCUCGCCCUCGAGAUGGCCACCUCGGUCUCGUCAGAUGCAGCGCACAACUUUCGCGAUGCGCUGCACCAGUUCUACGGCGCGCCGUGGCACGUCUACCUCUCGUCGUCGGCCAACCCAGCAUUUGUCUUUGGCUGCUACGUCGUCCACGACGGCCACUACCUGCACGUCAACCUGCCGGGCGCGCUCGACCUGUAUGCGUUCAAGUCGACGACCGGCGCGAGCUCGCUACUGGGGGCGCGCCCGCUGGAGCUCCAGAGCGGGCGCGGAAGUGGUGGCGGCGCCGGCGCCGGCGGGUCGUGGUGUUCGCGGUCGCGCCUGCGCUGGGUGGGGCCUCUGAGCGUGUGGAUCGCCUUUGUCGCCUUUGUCUUUGUCUUUGCCGUCCUCCCGGCCGCGUAUCCGACCAUGACCGGCUCGGGCUUUACCACCUUUCAGGGCCCGUGGCUCUGCACUCGAUGCUCUCAGAAGUUUACCGACUGCUCGCUCUUUGCCCUCACCUCGAUGGGCGCGCUCGACGAGCAGCACUGCCUCGAGCACCUGCCGCAUCUUGCCAAGCGGGACCAUGUCUCGGCCGACGUGAGGGUGUGUUUUGGUGACGCUGCAGCGUUCAACGGCGAGACGUCGUACUGUGAAGAAGUGACCCGCGGGUUCUGGGUCGUCUUUGGCGUCGGCCUCGGCUUUGUCGUUGUCAACAUUGCCGCCAUGCUCGCGCUGGCGUACUGGCGGUGGGUGAGGCCGAAGAGCGCACGCCGCAAGGCCGUGCACUCGCGUGCCUACCCGCCGCUCCUUGUGCAGAACGCGGCAUGA